This is a messenger RNA of Neolamprologus brichardi, 4165 nucleotides long. Lineage: Eukaryota; Metazoa; Chordata; Actinopteri; Cichliformes; Cichlidae. The record is from RefSeq and is a predicted model, not a curated record.
CAGGAUUACGGACGGUCCGGUGUUAAACUAGGUGUCAAUUAGCGGAAGACUUUCACCGGUGAGCAGCCAAGCUACAGCGUAAGAGUUGUUCAGAAGAUUAAGAUGGAGUGGCGUCAGCAGACCAGUGUGAGCAGUGCAGACGCAUUCAACGAGGCCAAACGCUGGAUUGAGGAAGUGACUGGAAAGUCGUUUGGAUGCAGUGACUUCCGUGCCGCAUUAGAGAACGGAGUCCUGCUUUGCGACCUAAUUAAUCAGUUGAAACCCGGAAUAAUCAAGAGGGUGAACAGGCUGUCUACUCCAAUUGCUGGUCUGGAUAAUGUGAAUGUUUUCCUGAAAGCCUGCGAGAAACUGGGACUAAAUGAAUCCCAGCUGUUUCAUCCAGGUGACCUGCAGGACAUCUCUACUCGUGUGACACUCAGGCGUGACGAAGGCAACAGACGACUCAAAAAUGUUCUGAUAACAGUUUACUGGUUGGGUCGCAAGGCUCACCUGGACACAUUGUACAAUGGCCCUCAGCUUAAUUUGAAGGCUUUUGAGGGCCUGUUGGGGCUGGCCUUGUCCAAGGCUCUAGAUGAGGGUGGUGUACCUGUGAAAGACAGCAGCGAUAGUUUGUGCCAAAAUCCAGAAGAGGAAUGUCAGUACAAGAAUUACUGGCGAGGCAACUCUGCAGACAGCAUUGACUCCUUUAACUCCCGGGCCCUGCACCCAAAUGUUGAAGGUUUUGGAGGCGACGCAGAAGCUGAGCAGGUAUUCAAGAUGGAAAACAAGCAGGUGACAGCUCAUCAAAACAAAGGCUAUGUCCCACCACUCAGACGAAAACAAGGACCAGAGGAGAAUGGAAGUGGCUUCGCGAGUCCAUUUACCAGAGCCAGUCAAACCCAGGUCAAGCCUGAGAGACCAGUUCAGGUCAAUCCUGGCUGGAUUUGGAGCAAAUCUCUCAGUGACAUCCCGAUGGUGUACCCUGUGCGAAAGGCUCCUGAUGCAAACACUACUCAUGAUGAAAGUCAGGACACCGGAUUGACGAGACUGUGGAAUCAAGACAACAGAAGGAAGUGUAGCGUUGCUGCCAAGGAUGCCGAAGCUCAGUGGCAGGAUGACUUGAAAAAGUGGAAGACCCGUCGUAGGAGCUCAAAGUCUGAACUUCGAACUAAAUCACAAGACAGAGAGCAUGUAAUGGAUAAGAUGAUCAAUGGGUCUGUGACAACUAUUGAGAAGAAUGAAGCAAAACUAAAAUACCAGCAGUCACCUUGGACCAGGAACACAGCGCCUCGUCCUUACUCAACAACUUCUCCAUCAAAAUCAAGCUCUGAUCUCCGGCCACAUACUCGAGCUCUGCUGGCCCGCAGCUAUGCCACCGAGGCACCUUUCAGCCCCAAGGUUCCUCUUAGCUCCCAGAGCUCAACCCACGCUCAAGGUGGAGCAGUGGUUGUCCCUGAUGGAAAAGUCUUGGGAGAGGAGAUCCACUCUGCCUCCACGGCUUUAGAUGAAGCAAGAGUUGGCAUGCCUUCUCUAGGUUUUCCUGUGAUCUCUCAAACCCAAGUGAAAUCCCAGAGCAGCACAGCUCCUUUCCAGUCCACCUGUGAACUUUCCCAGCCACAAAAUGGCCUUACAAAACAAAUCUCCACUCAUUUUACAGCGUUACAGCUGAACGAGACCGCAAAUUCUAAAAGCAACAAAAGUCCCACUUUAUCCAUGUCUAGUGAACGGAAAGCAUUUUUUUAUGUUGAUCCGGAGCUUAAAACUGCUGAUGAGGAUUUAUCGCAUCAGAACGACAACUCUCAGGAAGACGGACAGAAGUCCACUUGGGAAGCAGCAGCAGAGCAAAGCACGGCCCCACAGACUCAAGGCGUCUACAAGUUCUUGCCCAGAACUGUUUCCUGGUCUGGCUCAGCCAGCCUUCCCCGUGGUUACCGUCGGUCUGAGGGCUCAUCCCGUCUCUCUUCUGCUAUCACAGCCAGACCCUUUGGGACCAAGCAGUCCAGAGUGUCAUCACUGCCCAGAAUGUACAAUGUAGAUGACAAUCAGGGUGUGCUGUUGAACAGUGAGAGAGAGGAUUCUCCAUCUUCACCAUCUCUGAAAAGACAGACUGCGACCGCCCAGCUGAGCGGUCAGUAUCAGACCAACCAGGGGACGCAGACUGGUGCAGGACAGGAAGAGCAAGUGACUAGCUCCAAUCGUUCCAGCCAGACCUCCUUUCAGAGCAGUGGCUAUUACUAUCGACCCUCCAUUCAAAGCCAGAUACUGCCUCAACCUUAUUCAAAUCUGCAGUCUCGUCAAAAUAGAGGCUUGACCUUCUCAGCUGAUGGAAGCACAGAUCUUCCAAAGGUGGAUCACAGUGACAUGAGAGUGAGCCUUACUCUUAAACCCAACAGUCUAGCUGACUUUGGUUUCCAUACUCACUGGGACUUGACGGGGGCGAGAGUUAAGCUCAUUCAGCCCGGCAGUCCAGCCGAGCUCUGCCAGCUGCGUGUCGACGACGAGAUCGUGGCCGUCAAUGGAGCUGCGGUGGCACACAUGAACUACGACCAGUGGAAGGAUAAAAUGGCAUCUGCCCUGCAAACCGGCAGUUUGACCAUGGACAUUCGGCGCUAUGGCAACAAGGAUUGGAGCACUGGCGAGGGGACUCAUCACAGCCAGCCAGGCCAGAGCAGGGUGACCCUCAAUCUGACUGCUGCUUCUUCGCCUGUCCUGAUAGGGUGCCCUGAUCACCAUGCCAACAGUGCUGCCUUUCCAGACACACAAGUCACACAAGGGUUCAAAAGCAAUGGGCACACAGACAACGUGAUGCAGGGUAAAGUCAUGGGUGGAGAACUUUGUGAGACACAUAGGACAGCCAGAAAUAAAGAUUGUAGUACUAUUAUUAGAAAAAAUCAGAAAAGGAGGGCAGAAUUUUUCAGGCAGCAAGGAGGGUCAGAAUCUGCGAUAUCUGAUCUCCAGGUGCCAUCGCUCAGCCCCCCCUCAUCCAGCUGGUCUUGGGACCUUGAGGAGGAUCGCAGGCGACAGGAGAAGUGGCAGGAAGAACAGGAGCGCCUCCUACAGGAGAAAUAUCAGCGGGACCAGGAGAGGCUGGAGGCAGAGUGGCGGAGAGACCAACAGGAUGUAAUAGACCCCAAGAAGUCAGGGAGCCAGAAAACCUUUGAGGUGACCCCUGGUGAUGUGGGCCUCACCAGGACCCAGCAGCAAGAGAAUGCAAUGCCGAAGAAAACCAGAGAAGAAGAGCAGAGCACUGAUGGAGAAAAGCUGAAAGAGUUGUUGGGGCCAAAACGGCAAAGUAAUGCACACGAAGUGCAGAAUGAGAUGGUUGCUCAACAAGACUGGACAAAGUCCUUGUCUUCCCCAGUAUUAGCUGGGCCUCACAAGUAUUCUAGAGGGGAUCAGAGUAAAAGAAAAGGACUGUCUGUGUCCAAGGCUGAGAAAGAAAGGCAGCAGAUUUUAGAGGAGAUGAAGAAAAGGACUCAGCUUCUGACUGACAACAGCUGGAUACGUCAGCGCAGCAGCAGCUUUUACAAGGAUCCCAUGAUUGUUGGGCUUCCUCUGAAAAGAUAUGACUCUCUGGAUAAUCUUGAUAAUUUGCGUCAGCCCCAAUCCUCAAUCUAUAGUUACCCUCGACCACACUCGGCUGCUGCAGGUUACGUUACACCGAGUAGGAAUGCCUCUUCGCGAUACAGCACUGGAUCAGUAUUAUCCAUGAGAAAUCCUUACAUACAGUCCUGUCAUCAGGCCAGUGCGUGGGCUGCCGUCAACAUCUCGGAGGAAGAGAGAAAGGAGCCCAGGUUCAAAUCCGAAACAGGAAGCCCUUCUGUGAACGCUGCUAUUUCCAACUCAGGUUCACCCCCAUGUGAGCAGCUUGCUGUACUCCAGAUUGAAGAGUAAAUACAGUGGCAGGCAGUCUCUGAGCAAAGCUAUGCUGUACAGAGGAAAUCGCAGCCAAUUCAGAGCUUCUACUUCGUGAGCAUCGGUAAAACUUUAUAAUCUUAUAUAGUUUUGGCAAAGUAGAACCUUUACUUUUAUUUUUUAAAUGAGAUAAGUGGUGCCUUGUUUGACCACCUUUCCCCUGCUAAUUUAUUUCCAAGUUAGAUUUAAUAUAUGAAAUAAAGAUAUGAUGGGAACUGUUUGAUUUACGCCUUCAUCUUAAUGCUAGUGUCUUCAGAUCCGUGUGCCGUGU